AUGACGGUUGACGAAGCGCCGCAAUCAACCGACAGCCUCGAGGCCGCAGCGCCCGAGAAAGCACCCACUCCGGUGGGUUUCUGGGAUCCAGCCUUAGAAGCGACCCGCAAGCGAGUGGUUCUACUAUGGGCGCGCAUAGUAGUGUUGAUGCUCUGCGUCUUCAUCCUCUGUAUACUUUCGCUGUACUGGGCCGUUCAGUUUCGAGCGGAGGACCGACUACCUGCUUUGACCGUCUGGGUGGUCGACUUCGAUAACCAGGUUGAGCCAUAUAAAAAUGAUACUCUGACCGCGAUUGUGGGACCGGUCGUGACGGACGUGGCGCGGCAGGCUGUUCAGUCGAAUCGCAAAGGCGUCGGAUACACGAUCAAAUCGCCCGCCGACUUCGACUUUGAUCCCUGGGCUGUGCGGCAGGGGGUCUACGACGAGCAUGCGUAUGCCGCGGUGAUUGUGAACCCGAACGCGACGGCGCUGCUUUACGACGCGGUGCGCAACGGCAACUCGUCGUAUGAUCCGUCCGGCGCUGCGCAGUUCAUCACCAUCAGCGCUCGCGACCAGACCACGUAUUCCAGCUACAUCGACCCGGCGCUAUCGUCGUUCCAGCUGGCCGCGCUGGCCGAGUUUGGUCCCAAAUGGGUGCAGACGCUCGCCGCGCAGUCGGUGAACAUCUCGAGAGUGCCGCAGGCUGUGAACCCCGCGAUUGGCUUCCAGCAGGUGGACCUUCGACCGUUCGGCCCGGCUGCGGCAACGCCGUCCGUGACCAUUGGCCUGAUUUACCUGAUCAUCAUUGCGUUUUUCAACUUCCCGUUCCUGAUGCCCGUCCACGUGCAGCUGAUCAAGGGCGACCAUCCGCCGCUGAAGGGUCCACAGUGGCUGCUCUGGCGGCUGUGCUCCAACAUCACGGCGUACUUCUUCCUCUCGUUGUUCUACUCGUUCGUGUCGCUGGCAUUCCAGGUCCCGUUCAGCAAUCAUCCGGCAUCGGAAACGCUCCUGGUGAGCAAUCCCAACGCCUAUGGACACGGAUCGUUCGUGGUGUUCUGGAUGCUGAACUGGGUCGGCAUGGCGGCGCUUGGUCUGCCGUGCGAGAACAUGGGCAUGAUCCUCGGCUUCCCCUGGAGCGCGCUCUUCCUCAUCUUCUGGGUUAUUUCCAACGUUGCCACGGGCUUCUAUGCGCUGGACCUGGCGCCGGCAUUCUUCCGCUGGGGAUACGCCUGGCCGCUACACCGGAUUGUCGAGGCACUCCGGACCAUCCUCUUCGACACGCAUUCCCGCAUCGGCCUCGAUUUUGGUGUUCUUUUUGCAUGGGUCGGCGUGUCUAUUCUCUUCUUUCCCGUUGCGGCGUUUAUCAUGCGAUGGAAGAUGAAGCGGGGGCUGUGA
Aspergillus clavatus NRRL 1 is the source of this 1374-nucleotide messenger RNA. Its product is annotated as SNG1 family protein. Bases 1 to 1374 code for a protein of 457 amino acids. The transcript is spliced from 3 exons. NCBI's taxonomy places the organism in Eukaryota, Fungi, Ascomycota, Eurotiomycetes, Eurotiales, Aspergillaceae. Gene Ontology annotation, cellular component: membrane. The record is from RefSeq and is a predicted model, not a curated record.